Molecule: messenger RNA, 459 nt
Organism: Zygotorulaspora mrakii
Lineage: Eukaryota; Fungi; Ascomycota; Saccharomycetes; Saccharomycetales; Saccharomycetaceae
Gene: RSO55
Product: Rso55p
Exons: 1
Coding region: 1-459 (152 amino acids)
Biological process (GO): translational termination
Cellular component (GO): mitochondrion
Molecular function (GO): translation release factor activity
Source: RefSeq, a predicted model, not a curated record
AUGAUACGUAGAUUCAGCCUGAUCUCAGCAUGUUUGAUCAAGAAGAAUAAGCUACCACCGAGGCCUAAAUUUACGAGAGAGCUCGAGUUCGAAUGUGAGGAGAAAUUCUUGCAUGGUGGUAGAGGCCCGGGUGGUCAAAAGAUUAACAAAUGUAACUCGAAAGUUCAAUUAAAGCACCUUCAAACUGGAAUUGUGGUAACAUGCCAAGAAACAAGGUCGAGAGAGAACAACAGAAAAAUAGCCCGCGAAAAGAUGGCAUUAGAAUUAGAGCGGCUUCAGAACAAUACAGAUUUAACUAGAAGAGAGCAUGCGAUAUAUGAAUGGACAAGGCAGGGCAAGCGGGCAAAGGUAAAGAGGAGUAAAUCGAAACAUAUGGAACACCAAGAAAAGAGGCAACUAGCCAAAGAUGAACAGCAACAAAUAGAGCAACAAAUCCUGCAAACCAUCCUCGACAAAUAG